AUACACUUACAUACAUAUUUAUCAAUAAUGAUAAAUGAUAUCGUGUGUAAUCAUAACGCCAAAAAUAUUUUUGACUACUUGUAUGUGCGUAUGUGCGUAUGUGUAGCAGUAUAAAGUUUUGUUACUUCAUGGCUACAUUUCUGCAAGGAAGAAAUCAUUCGUUCGGUAACAGUCGUUUGGUCGGCGCCUUUGACUUGCUGGCGGUGUUUAAGUAGAUAUGUAUGUAUAUAUAUUUGUGUUGACAUAAUACGGGUGGGAGUAUGACUAACCAUUUCAUUCGCAGACUAGUGUACAUUUGAAAAUGUGGCUACAAUUUGGGUUUUUCACAAUUUGGUGUAUUUUACAAAACGCUGCGUCAAUCCAAGCAUCCCAACCCAACAAUGAAAGCAACCCAACGCAAGUAUCUCGUCCCUAUUUGCUAACGGAAAAUGGUUCAAAAAUUAUAGGUGGCUCGCCUGUGGGCAUCACAAGUGCACCAUGGCAGGUUUCGUUGCGUCUAAAGAAAAACGAGUUUAACUACGGCUAUGGCCACAUAUGUGGAGGAUCGGUGAUAACAACGCGUGUGGUUAUUUCAGCAGCGCAUUGUACCGUCAACUCCGCUGUUACACCACUCACAUAUCGUGCCGCCAGCGAGUUUACCAUAGUCAUGGGAUCUGUGUAUCUGUACGAGGUCACUCCAUAUACGCUGCAGUUCAAUGUACUGGAAGUGGUGCCAAAUCCUGAUUACGAUAGCACAACACUCCAAAACGAUGUGGCAUUGUUUUUCAUAGAUGGUUUGAUUCCUGAAAAUUAUGCAACUGUAGCACCAAUUUCGCUUAACCGACAGGCCUUGUCAGCGGGUGUCAAUUGUACGGUGACCGGUUGGGGCAUAACGGAAAGCGGCAUAGUUUGGCCAGAACUAUUGAGUGCUGUCGUUCCGAUUGUCGCUUCGUCGCAGUGCAACACCAGCUAUGAAGGCGCCAUUACUCAGGGUAUGAUUUGUGCUGGCUACCUGGAGACUGGCGGUGUAGACGCCUGUCAGGGAGAUUCUGGUGGCCCAUUGGCAUGCAAUGACACUUUGGCAGGUGUUGUUUCUUGGGGCAAUGGUUGUGCGCUGAGUGGCUACCCCGGCGUCUAUGCGAAUGUCUCUGAGUACUAUGACUGGGUCUUGCUGACGAACUCCACAUUUAAUUACACCUAUUACAGUGGUGCUAUGGGCCGAAGUUGUAGGCUGCAGCAACUGGUGUGGGGAAUUUUCUGUGUGUUGAUUAGUUCGAUAUGGGCAAAAGUGGCAUAGAUUUAAAAUGUGUUGAUUGGAGGUGAAUAUGAAAUUGCCAAGGAGGAGAGUUGUUGCGUAUGACUGUUGCAUAUUUUUGCUAUUUAUUUUUAAGUAGCGAACAAAUAAUAAUUAUUUUAUAUGAAACAGCUUUUACGUGUAUUUAACUAAAUACUUAAUUUUUUUAUAUUUACGUAAUCUAAAUAUUUAGGGAGAAACAAGUUAUUAUUUUUGUUGUUAUUAUACAGAG
Molecule: messenger RNA, 1505 nt
Organism: Anastrepha obliqua
Lineage: Eukaryota; Metazoa; Arthropoda; Insecta; Diptera; Tephritidae
Product: trypsin-like
Exons: 4
Coding region: 302-1276 (324 amino acids)
Biological process (GO): proteolysis
Molecular function (GO): serine-type endopeptidase activity
Source: RefSeq, a predicted model, not a curated record